GUCCUUUCCCAGCGCAGUGCGGUAGGCCGGCGGACGCCUUAUCAACCGGGGAGACUAGCUCAACUUGUCUCGACGUUCACCCGCAAAGAGACCACUUUUUCCCAAGUUUUCAUCCCUUCCGGAAUUACAAUCAGCCUCCAAGAUGCCGAUCGACGUGAUGAGUUUCGCUAAGGAUUUCUUAGCUGGUGGAAUAGCUGCAGCUAUCUCCAAAACGGCUGUGGCUCCCAUAGAGAGAGUGAAACUGCUUUUACAAGUACAACACGUAUCCACACAGAUCUCCGCAGACAAACAAUAUAAAGGCAUUGUUGAUUGCUUCAUUCGUAUCCCAAAAGAGCAAGGUAUUCUCAGUUUUUGGCGUGGUAACUUAGCCAAUGUUAUCCGAUAUUUCCCUACCCAAGCCCUCAACUUUGCCUUUAAAGACAAGUACAAGCAGAUUUUCCUUGGUGGCGUCGACAAAAGAACGCAGUUCUGGAGAUAUUUCUUAGGCAACUUGGCAUCUGGUGGAGCAGCUGGUGCCACCUCCCUUUGCUUUGUAUAUCCCCUGGACUUUGCUAGGACCCGUCUGGCUGCCGACGUCGGAAAAGGACCACAGAAUCGUCAAUUUUCUGGACUCGUCAACUGCUUGGGAAAGAUCUUUAAAUCUGAUGGUCUCUUAGGCCUGUACAGAGGAUUCAGCGUCUCUGUUCAAGGUAUUAUCAUUUACAGGGCAGCUUAUUUCGGUUUCUACGAUACGACCAAAGGCUUGCUUCCUGAUGCUAAGAAAACACCUAUCUUUGUUUCCUGGAUGAUUGCCCAAACAGUCACUGUUAUCUCUGGUAUUAUUUCCUAUCCCUUCGAUACAGUGCGAAGGCGUAUGAUGAUGCAGAGUGGACGAGCUAAGAGCGAUAUGCUGUACAAGAACACCUUGGAUUGCUGGGUAAAGAUCGGCAAGUCCGAAGGUCCAAAGGCCUUCUUCAAGGGAGCCCUAUCUAACAUCAUUCGAGGAACAGGGGGCGCUUUCGUAUUAGUCUUGUACGAUGAAAUUAGGAAUUUCCUUGUUUAAAUUAAAUUAAUUUAUUACUAGGCACUUUGAAAAAAAUCGGAAAUAAAGAAAUCAAUUUAAUUGUAUAAAAAUGUAGGUUUUCAACACUGGGAACACUUUAAAAACCCUGUUUUUGUUUAAGUGGGUCGGAUCAUUAUUUUUGAAAGCAAGGUGGGAAAACUUAGGAAAGCUUAUUAGAAUAGAAGUUUCAUUUCCAAACUCUUUUUAUUAAUUGAAAGCGGUUAAAAUAAUUAAAUAUGAAAUGAAAUUUCAUUGACUUCAAGAAACAUAGCACUUUUUCUUUGAGAUGAAGUUAUUUAAAGAAAUAUUACCAGUUCAUCUCAAAUCCAUUUUUUUCAUUGACUGGUCACAAACUGUGAAAUAGGGAAGCAAAUCUUUUAAGGCCCGGAAAAAACUGUAAUUUUGAUGAAAAUUAUGGAAACAAAGGAGUAUUCAGUUUCAGUUAGUCAACAAGGCCCCUCCCGAACCACAUUUUUGUCAGGAAUGGGAGUCAAUAUGUUCUAGAUGUAUAUUGUUUCAUAGAUCAGGAAAUUUGCACUUUGAUUUCUGCUUCGAAUCAUGUAACCGGUAUUUGUGAGUUACGUGUUUCUCAGGAACAUUGUGCGAAUAAAAUAUCUUGUGAUA
Messenger RNA from Argiope bruennichi, 1666 nucleotides. Its product is annotated as ADP/ATP translocase 1-like. The record is from RefSeq and is a predicted model, not a curated record. Bases 143 to 1042 code for a protein of 299 amino acids. Gene Ontology annotation, biological process: mitochondrial ATP transmembrane transport; mitochondrial ADP transmembrane transport. The transcript is spliced from 2 exons. NCBI's taxonomy places the organism in Eukaryota, Metazoa, Arthropoda, Arachnida, Araneae, Araneidae. Gene Ontology annotation, molecular function: ATP:ADP antiporter activity. Gene Ontology annotation, cellular component: mitochondrial inner membrane.